Messenger RNA from Colletotrichum acutatum, 1440 nucleotides. Its product is annotated as putative dibenzothiophene desulfurization enzyme A. The transcript is spliced from 5 exons. Bases 1 to 1440 code for a protein of 479 amino acids. The record is from RefSeq and is a predicted model, not a curated record. Lineage: Eukaryota; Fungi; Ascomycota; Sordariomycetes; Glomerellales; Glomerellaceae. Gene Ontology annotation, molecular function: monooxygenase activity; oxidoreductase activity, acting on paired donors, with incorporation or reduction of molecular oxygen.
AUGGAACCUCCUUCUGCCAGGCGGCAAAUCAUAUUCAAUGCAUUUGAUAUGUUCACUCCGAGCCACCUCUGCUUCGGUCAGUGGCGCAGGGGACAAGGUGAAGUCGCCGACAAGUUUGGGGAUCUCAAUUACUGGACCAAUCUCGCACAGAUUCUUGAGCGAGGAGACAUUCACGCGUUGAUCCUGGCCGACACUUAUGGUCAACACGAUAUUUAUAAUGGAAGCGCUGUACCAACGAUACGGACAAGUUGUCAGUUCCCCAUGGGUGACCCCAUUAUUCCGGUAACAGCAAUGGCAGCUGUAACAAAGAAGCUUGGGUUCAUCGUCACAACCAGUACGAGCUAUGAAGCACCAUUUGUUAUAGCAAAGAGGUUCUCAACCCUCGACCAUCUUACCAAAGGGCGGUUUGGCUGGAACAUCGUCACUUCUUUUAAGGAAUCUGCUGCUAAGGCCGUAAUCCUGUUCGGGAUCAUGCCUAAUAUUCAUCAGGUCGGGAUCUCAUAUGUCGAACAUGAUGAGAGAUAUGCCGCUGCUGAUGAAUACUUGGAGUUGCUCUAUAAAAUCUGGGAAGGCUCGUGGGCAGACGACGCUCUCAAGAAAGAUGCAACGAAAAACAUUCACGCUGAUCCCAGUCGUAUCCGUUGGGUCAAGCAUCAUACGGCAAGGUUCAGUGUGGAUGCCCCUCACAUUCUGCACCCUUCACCUCAAAGAACCCCCUUUCUGCUUCAGGCAGGGACAUCGUCCGCCGGUAUAGCUUUUGCUGCCAAGCAUGCAGAAGGCAUUAUGAUAUCGGGGCUUUCACCUCAUAUACUGGCGCCUCGCGUAUCCGCCAUCCGCGAGCAAGCAGCCGCAGCUGGCCGCGACCCUGGCAGUGUAAAGAUUUUCGCAGUUAUUACACCAGUCAUCGGGAGAACAGACGAAGAAGCGGGUGCAAAAUACCGCAAAGCUAUGGAAUAUGCAAGCUUCGAAGCUGGACUGGCAUUCUUUUCGGGUAAUGCUGGAAUAGAUCUUGCGAAGUACGACCUUGAUGCAGAGAUAAGACCAGAUGAUGCCACGAUUGACGGGCGGGUACACUCCUUGGUCAGCAGUCUCAAAUAUCGUGGCGACGAUAUUCCAGCUUGGACGCCUCGCAAUAUUGGAAAAGCCAUGGCCAUCGGUGGGAAUGGUCCAGUGCCGGUCGGAUCAGCAGCCCGUGUCGCGGAUUUCCUCGAGGAGUGGGUGAAGAUUGCAGAUCUAGAUGGUUUUAACGUUGGGCAUGUCACAAGCCCAGGGAGCUCUGAGGAUCUAGUAGAUUUGCUAGUACCCGAGCUCCGUCGAAGGGGACUCUACGGGUACAACAGACAAUCGGGAGAUGAAAUCACUUUGCGUGAGAGGAUGUAUGGUGUUGGCCAGAAACAUUUCCGCAACGACCACGUUGGAAGUCAAUACAAAUACAAGUAG